GCCAAUCAGAAAGCGAUCCUUGCCAACUUGGGCGGGAAGAAUUAGAGGCUCCCUGGGAAGGGGGACUGGUUCAGGCAUCCGCCUGGGAGCCAAUCAGAGACCUGAUCGCGUAGCUAGUGCAGCCACCGCAGCUAAAGCAUAGCACGCCGCUUCUUUUUCUGCCCCGCGGAGAAGAUGACCGUCGGGAGGCCUGCGGGAGCCUCCGGCGGCGCUCAGUGGAGCCGGCAGAUAUUUCCCCCCAAAUCCUCCCCAGACACAGAGACGGAAGAAGAGCUGUCUGGGGAUGGACUGGUUUUGCCCAGGGCUGGCACACUCGAUGACUUCCUCAGCCCGGAGGAGGAGACGGUUUCUAAUUCUUCGGACUCCACUGGGAGCUUUUAUGAGACCCUGCAGGUACUAAAGCCGAAAGGCAGGUGGUGCCUGUUGGAAUCCCUUUAUGAGAACCACCCAGACAGUGGCGAGGACUUCUCUGAAGACGAUGAGGACCUGGAGAGUUUCUUCCAAGACAAAUGCAGGGUGAAGCCCGAGGCCCAGUACCCGGCGUCUCCGAGGUGCAGCUCCCCACGGUGCUGCAGCUCCCUGAGCAGCCUUCCCUCCGACACUCCCAAGGUUCAGCCCCAGCCACCUUCAGGCUCCAGGCCUCCCUCCCAGCACAGAAGCAUCAGCUCCUGGGCAUCAACCAUCACCGUCCCGCGGCCGUUCCGCAUGACACUGCGUGAGGCCCGGAAGAAGGCGCAGUGGCUGGCCUCACCUGCUUCCUUUGAGCAGGAGAGGACCCAGGCCCAGAGGCAGGCCCAGGAGGAGGCCGAGUGCCAGCGGCAGUUCCGGGCACAGCCUGUGCCAGCACACGUCUACCUGCCCCUCUACCAGGAGAUCGUGGAGCGCAAUGAGGCCCGCAGGCAGGCAGGGAUCCAGAAGAGGAAGGAACGGCUCCUCUCUUCCCUGAAGCCCUUCAGCUUCCUCGUGAAGGAGGAGCAGAGAAAAGAAGCUGCUAAACAGAGGGAGUUGGCUGCCACAGCUAAGGCCAACGUCCCCAAGCAGAAUGCCACCAGAAGGAUCCCCAAGUCCAUUCUGGAGCCAGCCCUCGGGGACAAACUCCAAGAAGCGGAGCUCUUCAGGAAAAUUCGCAUCCAGAUGCGAGCCCUAGACAUGCUCCAGAUGGCCUCCUCCCCUAUCAUCUCCUCCAGCAGCAGGGCUGACCCCCAGCCUCGAACAGCUACCCGAACCCAGAAGGAAAAGCUUGGGUUUCUGCAGACUGACUUUGGAUUCCAGCCUCGUGUGAAUCCUGCCGUCCCUGACUACGAGGGCCUUUACAAGGCCUUCCAGAGAAGAGCUGCCAAGAGAAGGGACACCAGAGAGGUGACUCACAACAAGCCCUUCUUGCUGCGAACCGGCAGCCUGCGUCGCACUCAGCGGCCCUGUGACACCACCACCUCUGGAGAGAGGAGGGACUCUCCACAGUCACCAGCCACACCCCUGCCAAGGAGUCGUUCUCUGAGUGGCCUUGCUUCUCUCUCUGCCAACACCCUCCCUGUGCACAUCACAGAUGCCACCAGGAGGAGGGAGUCUGCAGUCAGAAGUUCACUUGAAAAAAAGGACAAAACAGAUGAGAGUACUCAGUGGUUGGAGAUGCACAAAAAGAAGUGUCAAGCGAUGUCUAGAUCUGUGACCUUGCGUGCAAAAGCCAUGGAUCCUCAUAAAAGCCUGGAGGAAGUGUUCAAAGCAAAGCUGAAAGAGAAUCGGAACAAUGACCGUAAAAGAGCAAAAGAGUAUAAGAAAGAAUUGGAAGAAAUGAAGAAGAGAAUACAAACAAGGCCCUAUCUCUUUGAACAAGUUACCAAGGACAGCUACGGCAGAUUUGUUUCCAUUCCACAGGACCUUGCUAGGAAAGAAGCAGAACAAUGGUAUCGAGACACCCUGAAGCAGGCUGGGCUGGAUGAAGACUUUGUGAGGAACAAGGGUGAGGGCACCAGGGCUGUACAAUGGAAGGAGCAGUCAGAAGUCCCUGAAUGUCCCAGCACCCAUGAAACUACAAAACUCGGCACCAGAAAUCCACAGCAGGAUUUAGAAGAAUCUCCACAACAGCCUACAAGCCCCAAAAAAGAACUGGAGAAGCUGUCUCAUGAAUUGCUAGAUAAUUUCAAAUCACUUGCUUAAUUAGUAACACUUAAAAUUACUGCUUUUCAAUAUUAAGUAACUAACUUGGGGUUGAGUCAAGGCAGGCAAAACUUGGCUUUUGAGCCAAUGGCUACUCUUGGAGAAUGAGGAUAAGAAAAGUAGCAAGAAAAAAAGUACCAG
Messenger RNA from Lynx canadensis (Canada lynx), 2298 nucleotides. It is a transcript of the gene FAM161B, whose product is annotated as FAM161 centrosomal protein B. Gene Ontology annotation, biological process: cilium organization. The coding region runs from base 175 to 2157 and encodes 660 amino acids. The transcript is spliced from 9 exons. The record is from RefSeq and is a predicted model, not a curated record. Gene Ontology annotation, cellular component: cilium. Lineage: Eukaryota; Metazoa; Chordata; Mammalia; Carnivora; Felidae.